Molecule: messenger RNA, 3921 nt
Organism: Aspergillus heteromorphus CBS 117.55
Lineage: Eukaryota; Fungi; Ascomycota; Eurotiomycetes; Eurotiales; Aspergillaceae
Product: ABC transporter ATP-binding protein
Exons: 11
Coding region: 1-3834 (1277 amino acids)
Biological process (GO): transmembrane transport
Cellular component (GO): membrane
Molecular function (GO): ATP hydrolysis activity; ATP binding; ABC-type transporter activity
Source: RefSeq, a predicted model, not a curated record
AUGGAUCUUGACGCGCGGCCGGCAGAGGAUGGCCGUUCAGCUGGUGCAGUGGCCACCAGAAACAUCAAUGAUGCUGAAAUCGAGCCUGUGUCGGCGAAAAACUACCUGCGGAUCCUGUCGUAUGGCGCCCGCGAUGGCGGCAUUGUGGCCAUCGCCCUGGGUCUAUUUUGUGCCAUGGGCUCAGGAAUCGCUCUCCCGUUGAUGAACAUCGUGUUUGGGAAGCUGGUCGGCACGUUCACCCAGUAUUUUGUCCCCGGCAACAGCGUCAGUGAGCAGAGCUUCAAAUCUACCGUCGACAAAGACAGUCUCUAUAUUGUGUACAUUUUUGUGGGCAAAUUCGUGCUCACCUAUGUUUCCAUGCUCUCGUUCCGAAUCGUCAGUCUUCAUGCAUCGGCUGCCUUGCGCUUGGAGUACACGCAGGCUCUGUUUGCUCAGCCCAUCAGUAAGCUGGACGGGAUUCCCGUGGGAACGAUCACCAAUGCCAUCACCGGGCUCUCCAACACCAUUCAGCAAAGUGUCUCCGAUCGGCUUGCUGUGCUGUUUCAGGGCCUAGCCCUUCUCAUAUCAGCUUAUGCGAUCGCAUUUUCGUACUCCUGGGCGCUCACGCUUGUGGUCAGUUCCGCCCUCCUGUUUGUUGUUCUGGGAUACUCGGUCACAGUCCCUUUGCUGGUCAAGGCACAGCAGGGUGUGGACAAGGCCGAUGACCAACAUGCUUCGGUCGCCGCAGAAGUAUUCAGCUCCGUCCGUACGGUAUUUGCGCUAGGUGCAGAGGCGUCGCUAACAAGGAAGUAUGUCGGAUGGACGGAAGAGGCUCAGCGACGGGGCCUCGGGAUAUCCGUCGUGCUGGGGUUCCAUCUCGCUCUGCUUUUCUUCGCUCUCUACUGCAGCUUUGCCCUGGCGUUUUGGUAUGGUCUAAAGCUGUAUCGGGAUGGUCAUAUUGCGAGCAUCGACAUUGUUAUCACGGUGUUCUUUUCCGUUUUAAUUGUGGUCGGCAUUCUGGGUAAUAUAGGGAACCCGAUCAUUAUUAUUUCAAAGGCCGUCAGCGCUUCCGGGGGACUUUUCGCCAUGAUAGACUCCGAACGGGUCCCAGUCGAUGGCCUUCGCGACGCAGAUGUGGCCGGUCAGUCAGAUAUCACAUUUGAUAACGUGACGUUUGCCUACCCGACACGUCCAGAUAUCAACGUUCUGAAAGGCUUUAAUGCUCGCAUGCAGAAAGGUAAGACGACUGCCCUGGUGGGGGCCUCCGGGUCGGGAAAGAGCACGGUUGUGGCGUUGAUCGAACAGUGGUACCGACUCGGGAACGGGGAUGGAAGCAUGGGGAAUAUCCAUGUCGGACAGCAUUCGAUCAGUGACUUGGAUACAAAGUGGUGGAGAUCUCGCAUCGGCCUGGUGCAGCAAGAGCCUUUCCUGUUCGACGACACGAUCUACAACAAUGUUUCUUUCGGACUCAUUGGGUCUGAGUGGCAGAAUGAGACCGAGGAAAAGAAAAUGGCAUUGGUUGUCCAGGCAUGCAAGGAAGCGUAUGCGGACGAAUUCAUCCAGCGUCUUCCACUGGGAUACUCGACGGUCGUCGGUGAAGGAGGUAUCACCCUCAGCGGCGGUCAGCGCCAGCGUCUCGCCAUUGCGCGUAGUAUUGUUAAAAGCCCGCCAAUCCUGAUCUUGGACGAGGCGACGAGCUCGAUUGACGUUCGUGGGGAGCGGUUGGUCCAGUCGGCCUUGGAUCGUGUGUCGAAGGAUCGCACAACAAUCAUCAUCGCUCAUCGUCUGUCAACAAUUCAUCGAGCAGACCACAUCAUCGUGAUGGCCAACGGAAUGGCCACCGAGGAGGGUUCCCAUAGCCAGCUGCUCGCGAUGGGAGGUGCAUAUCAUAGCCUUGUCCAUGCCCAGCAGUUGGACCCUCCCUCUGAGCUUUCUGCAGGAGCGGAGGAUGAGCAUGACUCCCCAAAAGAGAACCUCCAGGCCGAGGAAUACCCUGUCAUUCAAUUUGACGUUGUUGAGGGCGAGGGCGAUGGGGUUCAACCGAUGGAGAGGAAGGGCACGGGGUUCUUGAAAGGCUUUGUGACUGUGUUUAGGGAGCAGAGCAAUCACUGGGUACUGUAUCUAUUGACUCUCCUGGGGGCACUUGGUUCAGGAGCGGGGUUUUCCCUCCAAAGCUGGCUCGUUGCACGGCUGGUACAGGUCUUCCAGUUCACAGGUCAAAAGCUUGCCGAUGCCGCCAAUUUUUGGUCGCUCAUGUUUUUUAUCCUCGCCCUAGCGAUGGGGGUUUGCUACUAUGUGGUCGGAAUGGCAUCGAAUUCAAUAUCCAUGUUUGUGGCAUCUGCCUAUCGGCAGGAAUAUUUCCUGAACCUUCUGCGGAAGCCCGUGUCGUACUUUGACUCGGACGCCAACUCUUCAGGUACACUCGUUUCUCGGCUGUCCAUGGACCCCAAGCAGCUUCAGGAGCUGUUCGGGCCUACAGGGGCUUUCCCGUUGAUCUCCAUCUUCAAUAUCGCUGGGUGCGUCGCGAUAUCCUUUGCAUUUGGCUGGAAGCUGGCUGCCGUGGCGUUCUUUGCCGCGAUGCCAUUCCUGUUCUUUGCGGCCUUCAUGCGAAUUCGCUACGAGAUCAUGUUCGAGGCCAUGAAUGCCGAAGUGUACGCGAACAGCUCAAAGUUGGUCCUGGAGUCGAUAAGAGGGUUCCGGACGGUGACGGCACUGACCAUGGAGGAUCAAAUUAUUCACAAAUACUCAGAACUAUUGAAGGAUCAGCGGAGGAAGGCUAUCCGCAAGGCCUGGAUAGGAACCUUGGUGUAUGCGUUUUCAGACAGCGUAGAGUUGUGCGCGAUGGCACUGACGUUCUGGUACGGCGGACAACUUCUCGCCUCCCGGGAAUACGGGACGGUUGCUUUUUUCGUCGUGUAUAUCGCAAUCAUCCAAGGAGGGCAAUCGGCCGGGCAGUUCUUUAGCUUUGGUCCGAACAUCGCGCAGGCCAAGGCCUCAGCGAGUCGUAUUCUAGCCGAGAGAGCAGACUCCAACGAAACACAGCCGGAGACUCAAAGAAAAAUGGUGCCCUUUGACCCCAGCCAUGGCGCUGACAUUGAGUUCCGCGGAGUCGCCUUCCAGUAUCCGAUGCGUGCUACGCCGACAUUCCUCGACCUGAAUAUUUCGAUUCCCAGCGGAGGAUUUGUUGCCUUUGUGGGCGCGUCUGGCUGCGGCAAAUCCACGAUUAUCUCGCUACUGGAGCGGUUCUACGAACCCACCGCCGGGACCAUUCUUCUUGGUGGACGGGACAUCCGCUCCAUCGAACUGCCCUCCUAUCGUCGCGCUCUGUCCCUGGUGCCUCAGGAGCCCCGAAUCUUUGGCGGGACGGUCCGGGACAACCUCCUCCUCGGCCUGGAGGCGACCGGCGAAGAGUUGGAAGAGGCUAUGAUCCAGGCCUGCCAGGAUGCGGAGAUCCACGACUUCAUCAUGUCCCUUCCGGAGGGAUACGCCACAGAACUCGGUAUCAACGCGCAAUCCUCGCUCAGCGGGGGUCAAAAGCAGCGGCUGUGUAUCGCGCGGGCACUGCUGCGAAAACCCCGACUGCUGCUGCUCGAUGAGGCAACGUCAAGUCUAGACUCGCACUCCGAGAAGAUCGUGCAGAGGGCUAUGGAACGCCUGGCCGCCAAGCGAGACAUAACGAUCAUUGCCGUCGCGCAUCGAUUGGCCACCAUCCACAAGGCGGAUAUGAUCUUGGUCUUCGGCGAGAACUCUACCGGGCCGGGAUCGGGAAUCCUGGAGAUGGGAGGCCACCAUGACCUGCUGCGGCAGAAGGGGGUGUAUUGGGAAAUGUGUCAAGCACAGGCGUUAGACCAGUAGCUCUGGGCAGGGACUGCCUGGCGAUUGAGGGAUCACAGUGUAGAUAGAAAAUCGGUGCAACCAUUGAAUGUGGAUACUAGAAUUCCG